This is a messenger RNA of Centruroides sculpturatus (bark scorpion), 868 nucleotides long. RefSeq names its product tetratricopeptide repeat protein 1-like. The coding region runs from base 152 to 868 and encodes 238 amino acids. The transcript has 6 exons. NCBI's taxonomy places the organism in Eukaryota, Metazoa, Arthropoda, Arachnida, Scorpiones, Buthidae. Gene Ontology annotation, molecular function: protein binding. The record is from RefSeq and is a predicted model, not a curated record.
GCAACACUAAUUUGAAGAAAAAUCCACGAUCAAAUGACUUUUGGGAUUUGGCAACACUGAUUGAAAGUAUUUGUCGAUCAGAUGCGAAAAUGAAUGCGAAUUUCUCAUAGAUUUUAUUUUUGUAGGCAGAAGAAUUAUUUGCUACAACAAAAUGGAUAAUAAAGAUUCUACUGAAUGUAUUGAGAAUGAAAAUAAAUCAAAACGUGCAGAUGAAAUUUCCUCUUCUUUCCAAGAGAAAAGUAAUUCCAGUAAAAUAUCAGCAGAUGUGGUUAAUAAUUGUGAAACAGUAACAGAUACUAAUGAUAAAAACAAAGAUUAUGAAACUGUUCUUAAUGAUGAAUCUGAUGAUGAUGUAUAUGAAGAUGUUAUUGAUGCUGAUGAAGAAUAUCUUUGUGAAAAAAUGAAGAAUAUGUCAGACACAGAAAAAUUGGAAGCAAAAGAAGAAGCAUUAGAUUUGAAAAAGAGUGGAAAUACUUAUUUUAAGGAUGAAAAAUAUACAGAAGCAGUAAAAGAGUAUACUAAAGCUCUAAAUAUAUGCCCAUUGUCAUUUUCUAAUGAAAGGUCUAUACUUUAUGCUAAUAGAGCAGCCUGUAGAGCACGAUUGAAUGAAAAGGAAGAAGCCAUUUUAGAUUGUAAUAAAGCUCUUGAGUUAAAUCCUAAUUACAUGAAAGCUUUGUUAAGAAGAGCUCAACUGUACAGAAAUACUGAAAAGUUAGAUGAAGCAUUGAAUGAUUAUCAAAGGGUUCUCCAGCUUGAUCCAAAUGUAUUAGAAGCUCGUCAAGCAUGCAUGGAUCUUCCAGAAGAAAUUAAAGAACGAAAUGAAAAAUUAAAAACAGAAAUGUUAGGUUUGUAUUCUUUUAACAUUUAA